AAAAGUCCGAGCCCUAAGCAGACUCUAAUUUCCUGAAAAAUCAGUAUGAUCAGAGAAAAUAAUGAGACUGACUCACCAUCCUCUUUGCUAAAGAAGACUUGACGCAUUCUCGUUCAGCGUUAUUCGCCACUAAGGAGAACAAGCGCCUUAAUGGUCAUGUCGUCGAACAGUUUCGAUCUCCCACUCAAAUAUCAUGCAGUCUUUCAUGCCUCAAAAACUCCUGGUGUACUUCAACAAACUUCGAAGAACCAUCCGAAAAGGACGAUAAAGGAACUUGUGAACUGAGCAAGCAUGGGAUCCUCGACGGAAAUGCCCAGUUUUAUGAUCAAAAAGGCUUCACUUUUUCUUUGAUGCUUAAGGGAUGUCUCAUGAAAGGCUGUCGUAAUGGUGGUUCUUGUUUGUUUCACGAGAUGAACCAAACAUUUUCAUGUUCCUGCAUACAUCCGUGGACUGGAGAUGACUGUCAAAUAAUUGACAAAAAUGGCUGGACUCUCAUCGCUCGAUUCUCGAACAGCGAUAGCAAGAAUUGGAUGCGUGGCAAUGGAAAAUGGUGGUAUGACCAGAAAACUGCUAUUGGAGCGACAAACAACCCUUCAAUGAACAACGAUAUGAUCUCAACAGGCUUUUGGUUGGUCAGCGGUAGCGAAAUAAAGAUCACGGGUAGUGACGAUCCCAGCCACACUCCUCUGUUACAAACCACAGGUAACUGUUCGGGUGGACAAACAUUCCGAUCGAAAAUCACAAGUUAUGGCGACUUUAGAAAUGGCACAGUUUGGGCCAGUAAUCAGUGUCUAGGAAGUUGUACGGUUCAAUAUGGCGGACAGUACAAGUCAACAGAUGGGUUUCAACAGGCUAAGUGCAGUGGAAACAUCCAAAGUGCUGACAAGAUCGGCUUCUGGUGUGACUGGGAUGAUGGUGAUGGAUCAGUGAUGAUGAUUGGUGGAGGAGGAACUAACUGUGAACGUGCAGAUCACGGGAUUGGAAUCACAGAAAGAGACGCUGCAGCAGCUAAGUGCAGUGGAAACAUCCAAAGUGCUGACAAGAUCGGCUUCUGGUGUGACUGGGAUGAUGGUGAUGGAUCAGUGAUGAUGAUUGGUGGAGGAGGAACUAACUGUGAACGUGCAGAUCACGGGAUUGGAAUCACAGAAAGAGACGCUGCUUCUUUUGUUGAUCACGGAAGCAGUGAGAGAGACUAUGACUUUGGUUAUGAGGCUUGGGCCGGCAACGCUGUAUCCCAGUCCUACUCGUUGAACUUAUGGAUCCGUUAA
This is a messenger RNA of Stylophora pistillata, 1268 nucleotides long. RefSeq lists its product as uncharacterized. The record is from RefSeq and is a predicted model, not a curated record. Lineage: Eukaryota; Metazoa; Cnidaria; Anthozoa; Scleractinia; Pocilloporidae.